This is a messenger RNA of Hypoxylon trugodes, 1962 nucleotides long. RefSeq lists its product as uncharacterized. Lineage: Eukaryota; Fungi; Ascomycota; Sordariomycetes; Xylariales; Hypoxylaceae. The coding region runs from base 138 to 1721 and encodes 527 amino acids. The record is from RefSeq and is a predicted model, not a curated record. The transcript has a single exon.
AUCGUCAUCGAGCAUCAUACGUCUAAGUAUCCAUUGAAUAUAUCAUAAACGAAUAAAAAUCUUGCUCUAAGAUUCGAAUAUCGAGAUUUUAGCUACUAACUAUUUUAGAUUUACGCCUAUCCUCAAAUAAAGUCAAGAUGGCUGGUUCAUCAAGCAAAUGUACAGGUGCCACUGAGAGUCACGGGUUUUCCCUUCCAGAUCCUGACUUCAAAAUCACAGAUAUCGAGAAAAUCGUCGAUUUCUACAAGAAGCUACCGGCUGGCGCUCUCGAGGGCACAGGUCAGUGGGAGGAUGGAGUCGAGGAGGCAGCGGAGCAAGCCGUGACCGAUUGGGAAAAGGAGGCCGGCCGGUCGGCGACUACGGCGGAACGAGAAAGGAUGAUGAAUAAUAUCCGUAGAAUCCAUGAGGGCAGUUGGCUCGAAGGAGCCAAGGCGGAGCUCGUGGGGAAGACCCAAUGUCCAGUCGGCUGGUUUAACCGGCUCUACUCCGAGCACGAAGAAUCUGUUCGACACCUUGCUGAAAUUCAUGUUCGAGCGGCGGAGCAGAUGAAUGAGCUCCGAGAGAGAAUCGAGGAACUUGAGGAUGCCAAAGAUUGUGAGCCUUUCAAAGAAGAGGUGCGCACCCUUAAGGCUGAGAUCGAAGUUCUUAAAUUGCGACCCACUACGGCGAAAGUGGAUGACAGCGAGGAGGUUAAGCGCUUGAACGCGCGACUCGAGGAAGCCGACAAAGAAAAGGCGGAUCUGGAACGGCGAAUUGCUGAACUCCACCGACUCAGGGACCAAGAUCGUGACGAAAUUGAUAGGCUCCAGGAUGAACUCCGAGCGAGCCGAAUGAGAGAAAACGCAGUCAAAGACCAGGUUAGGACCCAAGACGAAAGGAUCCAGCAGCAAGAACAGGAUAAGCAAGAUCUCCGUGACGAAAUUGACCGGCUCAAGGACAAGCUCGAUGAAAGUCCCGUCGUGGUACAACCUGGACCUGGCACCACGAACCCGGCUCCAAAUCCCGACCCGAAACCUGAUCCUACUGGAGGUCCGGGCCCAAUCCCAAAUGAGCCAAUCGACAGUAUUCUGAAAGCUAUUAGAGAUGCCAAGGAUAAUAAUCGAGACUUGACUGAAGAGAUUGAUGCGAUUAUCAAUAGGUUGAUGGCUUUGAUUGGAGGAAAGGCCAACCUUCGCGAAUUCUGGACCGCUGUCGAAGAGAUGCAAAAUAAUUGCAACAAGCUCCGAAAGCGAGUACUCGAGCUUUACAAGCACCUUGGUUUCUCCAGAGAUAACAUAACAGCAGAGGAAGCCAUCGACGAGAUAUGGGAGAAGGUGAGCGAAGUAGAGAGUGAUGACGUGAUGAAACUGAAGUUGCUCGUCCUGAAGCUUACCAUGGAGCUCUCAAUGGCGGAAAUGCGAAUUUCAACGGCGGAGAUGAAGGCCGACACGCUCCAGAUGAAAAUCGACAUGGAAAAGACAGAUUUAGAGCGAGACCUCGAGGCUAAAAAGCAACUCGACUUUUACGAUGACGAGGAGUUGGAGCGACGGGUUGACGAACGGGUGCAAAUGUACCGAGAGCACCGCCGCCUUCUGAUCAAGAACAUGAUGACUGCUUGGAACCAGCUGCAACUCGUUAUAAUGACACUACCACCCACAGAAGCGGCGGUCGCAGCAACCAUCGAGGAGAUUCGCAGUCAAUAUUUGUCUCCAGCCUUAUUGCCGCCCGCGCCCGCCAUGUAAGCUCGUGGUUUAAGUCACAAAACUCGAUGCGCCCUUGAGUUUGACCUGCCUAUAUGAACUGCUGGCACUUAUUUUCUGAAUGAUGUUAUGAAAAAUUAAUUAUGAAGGUCUUGGAAAAGGGCAUCGUAAGAGUACCGUUUAGGAUUUGUAUAGUGUUAGCAUAAUCAUUCUCGGGAUUUAAAAACGAAAGCAUAGCAGGCUAAUUCGUUCAAAUUUGAAAAUUCUUAGGGACACGCCGGGG